AUGCGGUCGCCUCUCUGCCGCCCUGGUUCCGCGUGGACACCGCUCCUCACCGCGCUCCUGGUGCUGCUGCUGACCGCGCCGCUGCCGCUGUCGGGAGCCGCGAGUUUCCCCGGAGUCAUCAACAUCGGAGGCUUGUUUCCCUCUGGAUCUCAUGAGUACGAGGUCUUCCGCUUCGCCCUGUCCCAGCAGCAGGACGUGCCCAGACUGCAGCCUCAGGUGGACCUGGUGGACACGGGCAGCAGCUUCUCCAUGACCUACGCCUUCUGCUCUCAGUUCUCCAAAGGCGUGUAUGCGAUCCUGGGCAUGUAUGACCGUCGCACCGUGAACAUGCUGAUGUCCUUCUGUGGUUCUCUUCACGUGUGCUUCGUCACGCCAUCGUUCCCCGUCCCCAAUAACAACGCUCAGUUCCUGCUGCAGCUGAGGCCCCCACUGCAGGAGCCCCUGAUGGCCCUGCUGGAGCACUUCGACUGGAACCGCUUCGUCUACAUGUACAGCGCCAACACGGGUCUGCUGCUGAAGAUUCCGGGGGAGCUGAAAGAAGUUGAAGGUUGUGUUCGAAGGAGACAGGGUUAA
Messenger RNA from Knipowitschia caucasica, 573 nucleotides. The record is from the annotation of a GenBank genome assembly. Lineage: Eukaryota; Metazoa; Chordata; Actinopteri; Gobiiformes; Gobiidae.